AUGGUGCCUUCUCAAGAGCAGGUCCAGUACCAACCCCCGGUUCUUGAAGAUGUUUUCUCUAAUGGCGAAAUCUAUGAACUCUUUUCACUUUUCCAAUCAGAACAACAUCCCGUCCAAACGACGUCCAGUCUAGAGUCAACUCGAUCAGUCUAUUCAAUUGAAGAAAGAAAGCGCAGACGAAUGAUAUCAAACCGGGAAUCAGCCAGGAGAUCACGUUGGCGGAAAAAGACGCACCUAAUGAACCUCGAAAAUGAAGCAAACUCUGUAAAAAUCGAGAACCGGAAAUUAAAAAUCCGGUUGUGCAGGCUCACAAAUGAGUACCAUUUCGUUCAAAGAGACACAAACCUGCUAACACUAGAGUGUAUUGAUCUGCAACAAAGAUUAGCUCGUUUAUGUCAAAUCUUACAACCAUUCAACUGUACUAAUUGA
Messenger RNA from Fraxinus pennsylvanica, 429 nucleotides. The record is from the annotation of a GenBank genome assembly. Lineage: Eukaryota; Viridiplantae; Streptophyta; Magnoliopsida; Lamiales; Oleaceae.